GUGAGCGGAGCGGCGGUGGUUGUGUGAGCGGAAACGAUGGUGUUUGGUUUGACAUUGAAGCGUUUUGUGCUUCAGCAGAGAAACUUCCGUCACUACAGCACUAGUGUGUGUCAGGACGGCGUUCUCUCUGCGUUCAGAUCGAUCUGUGGUGAUGACGGUGUGUUGUUGUGUGACGCGGUCAGAGAACAACAUGGCAGAGACGAGUCUGUUCAUAGAUGUUUUCCUCCAGAUGUGGUUCUGUUUCCUCGUUGUGUGGAGGAAGUCAGUGCUCUUGCCAAACUCUGCCACCGCCACAGAUUUCCCAUCAUCCCCUUUGGCACUGGGACGGGCCUGGAGGGCGGAGUCAGUGCUGUGAAGGGGGGUGCGUGUCUCAGUCUGAGGAACAUGGACCAGGUCCUGGAUUUGCACCAGGAGGACUUUGAUGUGACUGUAGAACCUGGUGUGACUCGAAAGACUCUGAACGUCUUCCUGAGAGAAACUGGUCUGUGGUUUCCUGUGGACCCUGGAGCAGACGCGUCUCUGUGUGGAAUGGCUGCCACGAGUGCGUCCGGCACUAACGCGGUGCGUUAUGGAACCAUGAGGGAGAACGUUCUGAACUUGGAGGUGGUUCUGUCUGACGGCACCGUCGUCCACACAGCAGGAAGAGGUCGCCGAGCCAGGAAAACUGCGGCUGGCUACAACCUGACCAACCUGUUUGUGGGGUCAGAGGGCACACUGGGGGUCAUCACCAAGACUACAUUACGCCUGUACGGCAUCCCAGAGGCCGUGGUGUCGGCCGUCUGCUCCUUUCCCUCAGUCCAGGACGCCGUGGACAGCACGGUGCAGAUCCUGCAGGCCGGAGUUCCCAUCGCUCGCAUUGAGUUCCUGGAUGACGUCAUGAUAGAUGCAUGUAACCGCUUCAGUCGUCUGUCGUAUCCUGUGACACCGACUCUGUUCCUGGAGUUUCACGGCUCACAGCACAGCCUAGAGGAGCAGGUCAACACAACAGAGGAAAUUGCUCAGAGUAACCACGGCUCAGAUUUUCUUUGGGCUCAGGACACAGAAUCACGGGAGCGUCUGUGGAAAGCUCGUCAUGACGCGUGGUACGCAGCACUGUCGCUAAGACCAGGCUGUAAGGCCUACGCCACAGAUGUGUGUGUCCCUCUGUCUCGACUGCCUCAAAUCAUUAAGGAGACCAAAGAGGACCUGAUUGAAAGCAGGCUGACAGGUCCGAUCGCAGGUCACGUAGGUGACGGGAACUUUCACUGCCUGUUGGUGGUCGAUCCCGACGACCCAGAGGAGCUGCACAGACUCCACCUGUUCACCGACAGACUCGCCAGACGAGCUCUGGCCAUGGACGGCACCUGCACCGGGGAACAUGGCGUGGGUUUAGGGAAGAGGGCGCUGUUGUGCGAGGAGGUGGGGCCUGCAGCCGUGCAGCUGAUGCAGAGGGUGAAGGACAUGCUGGACCCUCUUCACCUGAUGAAUCCUGGGAAAAUUCUCCAGCCAAGACAAACCGAUGAUGUCACAGUGAUGAUGUCAUAGAUGUCCACAGAAAAGACAACAAGAAG
Solea senegalensis (Senegalese sole) is the source of this 1550-nucleotide messenger RNA. It is a transcript of the gene ldhd, whose product is annotated as lactate dehydrogenase D. The record is from RefSeq and is a predicted model, not a curated record. The coding region runs from base 37 to 1524 and encodes 495 amino acids. Gene Ontology annotation, molecular function: FAD binding; D-lactate dehydrogenase (NAD+) activity; D-lactate dehydrogenase (cytochrome) activity. Gene Ontology annotation, biological process: lactate catabolic process. Lineage: Eukaryota; Metazoa; Chordata; Actinopteri; Pleuronectiformes; Soleidae. The transcript has 11 exons. Gene Ontology annotation, cellular component: mitochondrion.